UUCUCUUCCCUUCCCUUCCCUUCAAUCAAUCCCUUCCGAAUUUUCCUCCUCACUUUCUCGCGCUCCCCGGAACCGCGAGCACCAGGGGAAAACAGAGAGGGCAGCCAAUGGAGGGAACCACCGAUGAGCUUCGAGCCAAAUUUCUCUCCCCUGAAAACCCUAGCAAUUCCUCCAAAAGCAGAGAGGAGGGCGAGCUCUCCUCUUCCGACACCGACGCCGACGACGAUGUCAACGGUCCUAGAAGAUUGAAUUAUAUCCCAGAGGAACUUCCCGCCCCUUCUACUUCUCAGUACAAUGCUACAACUGCUGCUCGAGAGGAAGCUGUUUCUGUUACUUCACUAAACACAAGUGCCGAGGGUGUUAAGGAAGGUGUGGGAAGAUGUGUUUCUACCAAAAAUUCUAAAAGCUCAGUUGAUAUACCUUCCAUAACUUCUGGACGCCCAAACUAUCAAAAGAGCACUGAGAGGAAUCGUGCACCAUUUGUGCCAUUUGUGAUAAGUUUCUCAGAUGAUGACAGCAGCAGUGAUGCUGAAGAGCUCAGGCAAUUGAAGUCAUCAGAAACUAGAGUUAAUCCAGUAGGUGUGGAUAGGAGUCAAAGACUGCCUGCUUCUUUAGUGCCAAAACCUCAGAAGAUACAAAGGACAACAGAAAAUGAAGCCAGAGUGAUGCCCAGGAAAGCGUCUUUGAGCCGUACAUUUGUCUCAUCAACAGACAAAAUCAAUGGAGUGAAUUCCAUGAAUGGUAGACACUCAAUGAUCAAGCUACAAUCUCGUGUCAAAAAUUCUAACACCCUCAACAGAAGAUUAGUUGGUGGGGAACACGGGGUUAACCAAAAUAUGCAUUUGAAUACCAGUAAACUUCAAGACCUUCGUCAACAAAUUGAGAUUAUGGAAAAGGAAUUAAAGCUUAAAUCUGCCAAGCAAAAUAAGGAACCAAUUUUGGGUUCUUCUAAGGAUUAUGACAUAAAGGAUGUGGAGAAUGGCACAACUAGGAAAUGCAGAGCUACUUCUGUUGACUCUGUACCAUUUGAGCUGAAAGAGUCCAACAAGAAGCGCCUAAAACUCAGUGAACCACCUCCAACGCUGAAUUCAGAUGUCCGGCAGCAAAAGCCUCCUGUACAGGCAGUGCUCCCAUCAGAAAAGACUGUGGUGGAGAAUCACAGUCAGCCAAGAAAUACUGAUCUUGACCAGCAAGGCAAAGAGACUCAACAUAAAAUGCAUGCUGGAGCUGCUCAAAAGAAAAAGGAAGAUGAUGCUCAGGGCCCUAUUUCUUCAGGAAAUCAAUCUAAUUGCAUUAAGGAUGUUGCUGCUGCCAUCAUUAAUAGCAAUCUGUGCGAUAAAAAUGCUAGGCCAGUAGAUCCUCCUGUAUCAUCUGAGCAAACUGAAAGAAUAGCAAAUAACAGUGCUAAAACAUUUUCAAAGAAAUCGAGUCCUGUGGAGUUCAAGAAUUCUAGAGAGCUUAGUUGUUGUCAUAGACAGACCUUGGGAAAAGCAACUUCCAGCCACCACCGAACACGAGAUGGUGAGGUUUGCCAAGUUAAAUCUGCUGAGAAGUCAUCAAACCCUUUGUUGAAUAACUCGCAUCAGGUAUCUCUCAAUAAUAGAGGCAUUCACAGUUGUUUUGGUACGGUGAGCAUCUCACAGGACAAAAACAUGGAUAUGCAGUCAUUGUUUGACAUUGAGGAAUUGCAAGACAAGGAGUUGGAGGAGGCACAAGAGCACCGGCGUCAGUGUGAAAUUGAAGAAAGAAAUGCUUUAAGAGCUUAUCGUAAUGCCCAAAGAGCUUUGAUUGAGGCUAAUGCUAGAUGCUCUUAUCUCUACCAGAAAAGAGAACUUUAUGGAGCUCAUGUUCAAUCUGCAAUAAUGGAGAAUCUGGGUCUGUUCUGGUCCUCUGGAUUACAUAAUUGUGCUCAAGCUGGGCAAAAUCCCCCAAAUAACAUGUCUGAAGAUAAUAUGCAUCAAUUGCCUUCAUCUAGCCAGCAAAUGCAGGCUGAAUUCAAUGUCCAUAAUCAGCAAGGCCAUCUUUCAAACAUCCAAACUGCCAACAAUGCUCUUCAAAUUGUAUCAGAUCAGCAAGCUGAUGGUCAUGACUUCACUUCUAAUCCUUGCAGUGAGCCUGAUACAAGUAUGUGUGAGCAUAGUAAAGAUGAUAUGAUGGCAGAUGGAGUGUGCUCUCCAUGCAGUAAUUUUAAUGCAUCUGCAGAUGAAGAUGAAGAGAUGUUUUCAUUUGACCAAAAAUCUGUACAUUUGAGCCGUGAUUGUCAGAGAAAGGAGCAGAAUUUUGGUGGAAGGGCAAUGAAUAUGAAUGAUGAGGCAAGAAGAAACUUUUCUCUUGAUGGCUCUCAAGAUUCAUUACUUCUUGAAGCAACCUUAAGGUCUCAACUCUUUGCUAGGCUAGCAACUAAAGGACUGUCAAAGAAGGAUCAAACUGAUAACACGGAGACUGCCAUGGGAACUGGGCUUGAACAUGGCGGUGCUGCUACGAAAGCAGAAAAAAGUGUCAAGAAUGUGCCAUUCUCUAUGGUGCAAAGCCAAAGAUCUGUCUCGGGAGGUAAUGGUGGGGCAAAAAGCAUGUCUGAGCUUCCUGUUCAUAUUGACAAUGAGGGCCAUGUUGAGAACUUUUCUUCUACAUAUGCAUCCCCUACUGCUGAUCUUGUGGAUAGCUGUAUUUCCGCAGAAGCUGACCAAUCAUCAAGAUCUGCUACCUUUUCAUGUUCCAUUCUUGGGAGUGCAUUUGGUCACCUGAAGGUUGUGGAAACAAUCAGCUUAGUUGCAUUACAGGGUAGAAAUAAAAAAAAUCACAAUUAUGAUAUUUGCAAUGGCAAGGAAAAUAGUGGUACCUGUGCUGCAAUUCAACCCAGCAUUUUGAGUUCAAACUCAUUGGAUGAGACUUCACUGAAUAUGUUUGCUGAGAAACUUGGCUGUUACUCCUGCAAUCUUGCAAUUGAUCCAUUUUGGCCGCUUUGUAUGUUUGAACUCCGAGGAAAAUGCAAUAAUGAUGAGUGUUUAAGGCAGCAUGCCAAAGAUUACAGCAGCAGAAGUAUGAAGCUUAAAAAUUUUGAUAGUACUGAUUGUCUAGUUGGGCUAUCAACCGACAUAGGAAAUUUUAAUGGUGCAAGAAAUACCUGCAAAUAUUUUGAUUUGGCCCCACCCACUUAUCUGGUUUGCUUGGAGACACUGAAAGCUGAUGUCCAUACCUAUGGAUCUGUCCUCGCCCUAACUGGUGGACAGUGCUGGCAGAAAUGUUUCAGUACUACUUUGGUUCUGUCAAGUUUGCUUCCUUCAGAUUCAUCUACAGAUGAAGCAUUCUUGCAUGGCAGUGAAGCUCGUAUUGAGGUCUGCGGGAGUUGGAAUAGUCAAUCAUUAUACUUCCACAGUAAAAAUGGCAAAAUGAAUCAACUUGAUCAACAUUUUACUGAUGAUGACCAAGCUCUGGAAAUGGCUCUUCUUCAUCUCAGCCAGGAGGCUGAUAAGAUAAAGGCCAGGAUAGAGGUUCUCAAAGUGCUUGUUCGAGCCCUUGAAGCCCAUCCAUCGUCUACUAUUCUCUGGGUAGUUUAUUUGCAUAUUUACUACAGCAGUGAGAAGUCAAUGCAAAAGCAUGACAUUUUUCAUGUCGCUGUUGAAGAAACUGAAGGAUCCUAUGAACUUUGGCUUAUGUACAUCAAUAGUCGGAUAAAACUCGAGGAUCGUUUAGUUGCAUAUGAUACUGCAAUCCUGGCUCUCUGUCGCCAUGCAUCUGCCACCGAAAGUGAUGCAUUGCAUUCAAGUGCAUGCAUCUUGGACCUUUUCUUGCAGCUGGUGAACUGUCUGUGCAUUUCUGGGAAUGUUGGCAAGGCCGUUGACAAAAUAUAUGGGCUUUUUCCAUCUGCCAAGAAUUCUGACGAGCCCCACUCUCUGUUGCUUUCUGAUAUCCUUCCAUGCUUGACCCUGCAUGAUAAAUAUGUCAUAUGGCUCUGCUGUGUGUAUUUCAUGGUCUACAGGAAACUGCCUGAUGUUAUAGUGCAGCGGUUUGAAUGUGAGAAAGAACUUUCUGAGAUGCAGUGGCCUUCCGUGGAUCUAACAGUCAACGAGAAGCAGCAGGCAAUUACUCUAAUGGAUAUGGCAGUAGACUCUCUGGGUUCAUGCAUAGACAGAGGAUCACUUGUGAAUGAAAGUGCCCUCAAGGCAUCACAUAUGUUUGCUCUCAACCACGUUAGGUGUAUAGCAGUGCUUGAAGGCUUAGAAUGCAGUAGGAACUUGUUGGAGAAUUACAUCAAACUGUACCCUUCUUGCUUGGAACUUAUUUUAAUGUCAGCCCGGAUGCGGGAAGAUGAUCUUGAUUUUGGGAAUGCAAGUUUUUUGGGUUUUGAAGAGGCUCUUGUUAAUUGGCCGGAAGAAGUCCCAGGAAUUCAGUGCAUCUGGAACCAGUAUGCUGAAUAUGCUCUCCAGAAUGGCAGAGUUGACUUUGCAAAAGAACUAAUGGAUAGGUGGUUCCAUUGUGUUUGGCAAGUGCAAUAUCAACAAUACGUAGCAGAUUCAAUGGAUGGAGACAACUCCCUUACCUCGCCAAAUUUAGCUUCAACAUUAGAUCCUGAUACUUGGAUUUCCAAUUCUAGUGAGAUAGAUGCUGUGUUCGGGCUGCUAAAUCUCUCUCUCCAUAAAUUUGUGCAGAACGAUCUCAUUAAAGCGCGCAUAGCCAUUUAUGGAGCAUUGAAGGCUGCUUCUGCUGAGGAUUAUAAGCAUUGCGUGAGAGAGCAUUCCAUGUUUUUGCUUGCCACUGGUUUGAAAUUGGAGGAUGCUUCUAGUGAUGGAAUAUUGAACUUCUUGAAAAGUUAUAUGGUAGACCCUCGGGCUUUCCCAUCUCAACCAUUGUCUAGAAAGUUCAUUCAGAGGAUCAAGAAGCCAAGAGUUCGGCAACUGGUUAGCAACAUAUGGAGUGGUUUGUCAUCGGAUUCCUCCCUCGUAAAUGCGGUACUUGAGGUAUGCCAUGGCCCAUCUCUCUUACCCCAAACAUUCGGUAAAAUAAGGGACCUGGUGGAUAUGACUGAAUCCAUUAUAGACAUUCUUCCGUCCAACUAUCAGCUAGCAAUGUCUGUAUGUAAACUGUUGAGCAGGCGCUCCAACCCUGCUGAUCUGACAUCUGCCAGCGUUUCUUUUUGGGCUAGCUCACUCCUAGUCAAUGCCCUCAUUCGAGCAGUUCCAGUGGCAGCGGAGUUUGUCUGGGUAGAAGCAGCUGGCAUUUUGCUCGAGUUGUCAGAGAUUCAGUCUAUCUCUGAGAGUUUCCAUAAGCGUGCGUUAUCCGUAUAUCCAUUCUCCAUCAAACUGUGGAAAUCUUAUCUGGACUCGUCUCGGAUCACAGGAAAUACGAGUUGUGUGAUAGAAGCAGCAGGAGAAAGGGGAAUCAAACUCGAGUGACAUUGUUAGUGUGAAUUUGUAGGUGUAACCAGUAAAAUUGUAAGUCUCUAUAGGGUUCUUGAUUCCAAAGUAUAGGGGGAGCCUGAAAAGGAGGAGGUAUAGCGAGGAGGAGGAGGAGAUUGGUAGAUUUUGUAGCUUUCACCAAUCUGGGAUAACCACCUGGUCAAAGUUUUUGAAGGGGCCUGGAUGGAUGCUCUUUUAAAUGACAUUUUGCUGGUGUUGUACAGGUUUUAGAAAGAGGCGGAGAAUUUAGAAUUUAGAAUAUUAGAAUUGUGUCUUUGGUUUCUGAUUUCUAUCAUGUUCUUGCUAGUAUAUUUAUGAGCAAUCACAGCAACACCGUCAACAUGUAAAUAAAAAGGAAAAACUCUUUUAAGGUUUAGGGUUACCCUAAGGUUUAGGGUAAUUGCAAAAAGGAUAUUUCACAUUUAAAAAAAAAUACAAAGAGUACUUCUGAGAUUUAAUAUUA
Messenger RNA from Diospyros lotus (date-plum), 5859 nucleotides. RefSeq lists its product as uncharacterized. The transcript is spliced from 11 exons. Gene Ontology annotation, molecular function: protein binding. The record is from RefSeq and is a predicted model, not a curated record. Gene Ontology annotation, cellular component: nucleus; exosome (RNase complex). Bases 108 to 5393 code for a protein of 1761 amino acids. NCBI's taxonomy places the organism in Eukaryota, Viridiplantae, Streptophyta, Magnoliopsida, Ericales, Ebenaceae.